GCCACAAACACUGAGCAGAAAUUUCCGAAUAGUAUAAAUCGCUUUUUUUAGCCUUCGGUGAGCGUGAUUUACGACUAUAAUAGAUUUAGAGUGUAAACUCGCGAAACGACGUGAAGUAAGGUAGAUUUGAAGGACGAUAGACAUGAACAACAUGGCGGGAAAAAGUGACGUCUCAACAAAUUUACCAUGGGUCGAAAAAUACCGUCCAAACAAGCUCGACGACCUUAUAGCGCACGAGGACAUCACAAGCACAAUAACGAGGUUUAUCAAGGAAGAUCGGAUGCCUCAUCUUCUAUUCUAUGGACCACCUGGUACAGGAAAGACUUCGACAAUUCUAGCAUGCGCUAAGCAGAUAUACACCCCGAAGGAGUUCAACUCCAUGGUUCUCGAGUUAAAUGCCUCGGACGACAGAGGUAUCGGUAUAGUACGAGGAGAGAUACUCAACUUCGCAAGCACCAAGACAAUAUUUAAGUCCGGGUUCAAGUUAAUCAUCCUUGAUGAAGCGGACGCGAUGACGAAUGACGCACAGAAUGCGUUGCGAAGAGUAAUUGAAAAGUUCACGGAUAAUGCACGCUUCUGUCUCAUCUGCAACUACCUGUCCAAGAUAAUUCCCGCCCUGCAAUCAAGAUGCACAAGGUUUCGAUUUGGGCCACUUUCAGCCACGCAAAUGGCACCACGGAUAGACCAUGUCAUUGAACAAGAGGGUUUGAACGUGACAGCUGACGGCAGGAAAGCCCUCGUGGAUUUGGCGCAGGGUGACAUGCGAAAGGCGUUAAACAUUCUUCAGAGUACAAGUAUGGCAUUCGAGGAGGUCAAUGAAAACAACGUCUACCAGUGCGUUGGUCACCCACUCAAGUCGGACAUUUCCAACAUCGUCAACGUCCUGCUCAACGAGAAUUUUCCCUUCUCCUAUGACCAAAUCAAUAAGCUGAAAAUCAGCAAAGGCUUAGCAUUGCAAGAUGUCCUCACCCAGGUGCACCUGUACGUUCACCGUGUGGAGUUUCCGGAUGAGGUAAAAAUGUACAUCAUCGACAAGAUGGCAGACAUUGAGUACAGGUUGGCAGCCGGAACGAGCGAAAAAAUCCAACUGAGCUCCUUAAUUUCUGCGUUCCAGAUGGCGAGGCAGAUGAUCAAGGCGUAAUAAUUUUGUUGUUUGAGAUUUUUAAUAAAUAUUGAUUUUGUA
Ornithodoros turicata is the source of this 1183-nucleotide messenger RNA. RefSeq names its product replication factor C subunit 5-like (gene RfC3). The coding region runs from base 143 to 1141 and encodes 332 amino acids. The record is from RefSeq and is a predicted model, not a curated record. Gene Ontology annotation, cellular component: DNA replication factor C complex; nucleus. The transcript is spliced from 11 exons. NCBI's taxonomy places the organism in Eukaryota, Metazoa, Arthropoda, Arachnida, Ixodida, Argasidae. Gene Ontology annotation, biological process: DNA repair; DNA-templated DNA replication. Gene Ontology annotation, molecular function: ATP binding; ATP hydrolysis activity; DNA clamp loader activity.